This is a messenger RNA of Pieris macdunnoughi, 705 nucleotides long. Lineage: Eukaryota; Metazoa; Arthropoda; Insecta; Lepidoptera; Pieridae. The record is from the annotation of a GenBank genome assembly.
AUGGAAAAACCUACUAGACCGAAAAGUAAGAAUAAGACUUCUGCAGCAAAGCCAAAAUCUGCGAAGAAACGAAAAAGUGAUGGACCCACGUGCUCAAUGUUCUUGGCUGAUUUAACGAGGAAAUUAAUGUUGAAAAAGAAAGAGGACGCCGAAGCGCCCACAAACAUAGUCCAAACAAUAAUUGAAAGCCUCACUAACGCACUACCGGUGAAACUGUCCAGAAAAACACCACCUAGAAAAGAUUCGCCUAUGAAAAUAGAAGCGUUACAGGAAUACGCACCCGAAUUACUUUCGAAUGACACACUUGAUAUACCUAGACCGGUAAUUAUUAUUGCUGAUGAACCAUCCAGUGAUACUCUUGGUUUAAAGAACAAUUUGAAGAUACCAAAAAUGCCACUAACAAGCAGUGACGUGUUCAAAGCGCCAGAAAGGAAAAUUAGAAUUCCAACUGAAGAUGUUGCCGUUAAUACUGGAAGUGAUAAAGAUGUUGCGGGUGAAAUUGCCAAAUAUGUAAGCACGUUGAAGAGGAUAUCACUUAUUGCUGAAGAGUUUAAUCAGAAGACGGCCAAAAAUCUUAAAGAAAUCGUGGAUAGUGUGCAAGAAGAUCUUAUAAAAAAAUUGGAAGAAAUUAAAACGGAACAAGGAGCGAAGCCAGCCAGUAAAAUAAACCUUCAAAUUGAAGCAGCGACUGCAUCUAAGAAAUGA